AGUGUGGUGUUUAUUAAAUGAUAUCAAACUAGUUUUAUAACUUAUAUAAAAAUUACACGCAUAUUUUUCUAUUUAUUAUAUUUUUUGCAUUUUUUUUCAUGUUUUUUAUUUAUAUUGCAAUUGUAAUGUUGUUAUUAAUAUAUCUAUGAAUUCAAAUAAUCCUGAAUUUCUUAAGCAAGUGUUAAUCUGAAAUGAUUAACACGUGACAUCAAUUUCUGUCAUUAAAUAAUGAUUACAGAUUGUCUCAAUAUAACCUACAUAAAAACAUUAUAACAAAAUUAUGAAGGAACUCGGAACAAAACAAUUACAAAGACUGGAGAAAAAGAAAGCAAAAAUGGCAGCAUUUUUGGAAAUUGCAAAACUCAAUGACAGAGAUAAGGAAUCAAAAUUAAAGGCUUUGAAACAAGCUACAAGCACCACUGAUAAAUUUAGUAAUCGAAAUAAUUCUAAUGUGGAAGAAAAUUUAAAUCGCAAACGAACUUGUAACAAGGAUUCAGAUGAUACUUGUCUAAAAACUAGUAAAGAAGAGAAAAAUCCCAAUGAGACAGAAUCACAGGUUGACAAUAAAAAACCUAGAUUAACUGACUCUGAAGAAUAUGCAAAUUUAAAAGAAGAACUUAGGAAACGCAAAAAGAAACUCCAAGCAAUUCCAAGACUUACUCUUAAAGCAGUUGGUGAAAAUGCUACUUUAGACAUUGCAAAAAUAGGAAAGAGAAUACCAAUAUUUCUCAGUGAUGUACAGCAUCUUCUGCUAUAUUCACUGCUUGGACAUCAUUCUCCCUACUUACCAGCAAGGUGGUGUCAACUUGAGAAGUAUAACAAAGUAAGCCACACAGUAGUUUUUGUGGUCGAAGGCUUAUCAGCAUAUCAUUUCACAGCUUAUGAGAGUAUGUUUCCACACAUAGUAAAAAAUUUAAAUCAUCGUUUAGAAGUGGUAACACCUACCGUCUAUGGAGCAUCCAUAACAGAAGAACUUGCAGCUGUUCCUUUAACAGGAACUCAAAGUGAUAAAUUAAUAAAACGAUAUGGUUCUUUGGAAACUGCUUUGCAAACAAAUGGAGAUGUCAUAAAGUUAUUAAGAAGUGCCUUUCCUGUGCAUUCGACAAAUAAUAAUGCAAAAUCUGUAAAGAAUAAUUCUAAUGAAAAUUUACCACCUACUGACAAGUUUUGCAGAACAAAAUUGCUUUUAUCACUAUGGCAAAUGAUAGAAGAAAAUUAUCCUGUACCAUUAAAAGGGACAUUAGCAGAAAGAUACGGUUCAUACAUAUUGACAAAGGAUGCUUAUGAAGAGGCCACAUCAUCAUCGCCAAUGUUCAGUUUAGAUUGUGAAAUGUGUCUCACGACAAGUGGCAAUCUAGAACUUACCAGAAUUAGUAUAGUGGAUGAAAGUAUGAAUAUCGUGUAUGAUAGUUUGGUUAAACCUGAAAAUCCAAUAACAAAUUAUUUGACACGGUACAGUGGCAUCACCAAGGAGAUGCUGAAUGAUGUUACAGUUACACUGCACGAUGUUCAACAAGUCUUGAGAACAUUACUUCCUCCAGACGCAAUUCUUGUAGGCCAAAGUUUAAAUUCUGAUUUACACACAUUAAAAAUGAUGCACCCUUAUAUUAUCGAUACUUCUAUAAUAUUCAAUCUCACUGGAGACAGGUAUAGGAAAACAAAAUUGCAGAUUUUAGCGCGUGAGUUUCUUGGGGAGGUCAUUCAAAAUAGUAAAGCUGGACACUGUUCGACAGAGGAUUCAAUGGCUUCUAUGAAAUUGGUCAAGUUAAAAUUAGCUAAUAGCGUGGAUUACGGGGAUGCGGUGUUGCUUGGUGGCCGCGAUAUGAAAAUUUUAAAAAUGGAAAUGGAUGAAGGAAAGAUGUCACAGCGGGCGUUGCAAAAAACAGAAAUAAAGAAAUACGCUACAUCGAUAUUUAGCCACAUAACGAAAAAUAAAAACACAGCUGCCAUCAUAGGCCGCGAUGAAAUAAUAUCAGAAUAUUCCAAAUAUUUACAAAAUUCUUCUCUUAAUAUCAUGGAUGAUGAAAGUUUCGCAAAGAAUGAUCAAGUACGUCUUGUAAUAGCGAAUAACGACAAACAUGCUGUAGAACGAGCCUCGCAAAUAGCAAUGGAGCACGCUUUUGUAUUAUGCCAUGUGAAAAUUAAAGAAGAACAAUUAGAAGACGAGCGGAUAGAGAAAACCUUUCGCACUGUGAAUAAAUGGAUGCAUAAACUUUGGAAAAGUGGCGCAGUAAACAGUCUUGCAUGCGUGAUAUUUGGUGGACUAGAGAACGCUGCAAACGGUACUUGUUUUUUAAGUAUCAAGAAAGAAAUAUCACCGGAUGUCGUUCUACGUGCUUAGGAAAUUAUUAUUUGUGAUAUGUGUGUUGCUAAAACAUUUCUCUGACUGAAUAUCCUAUGAAAAAAAUUUGUGUUAAUAGUGCAAAGAAUCCUAUUUGUGAAUAUGUAUUAGUUUGAAUACAGAUGUACAAGAAACUAUCAUUAACAGGUACUUUUAUAUUUCUUAUUUUGUAUUAUAUUUAGAUAUUGUAAUAAAUGAAAAAUUAGGAAUUACACAGAAUAUAUUUAUUUCGCAUCUCAACAUACCUUGGCUCAGAACAUUUUUAUUUCAAAAUUAAAAAAUUCCAAAAAAUCAUUAAACAUUGUGAAAUUAUAAUAAUAUGAAAAAAAUUCAUCAGCUUAUCAUUUCAUUGGUAACGUAUUUAUAGAAUCAACAGUUUAAGCGCAGUAAUUUGCAUACUACAACUUAUAUUUAAAAUAUUGUUUGCUUCAAAAUUCAUGCGUAUAUGAAGUACUUAUAACUAGGUUUGCCAGAUCUAAUACCAACAUUUCCGGGACAUAUCUGAGGCAAUGGUUAAAAAAUGGAUUAUUAAUUAAAGUCUCACAUUUUGAAUUUGUUUAUAACCGUUGACCUCACAUAUAAUUUUUUCGACAUUUAAAUUUUAAUUUGUUACUUGUCCAUUUCCUUCUAUCUGUUCUUACAUUUCUCUUGACCUCCUUGUCUUUUUCUUUAUAUUCUUUUUCCAACUGGAGCAUUUUAUUUCUUGUUUUACGUGAAAUUAGUUUGGCUUUUAUUUCUUUUCUCUCUCCUUCUUUCCUCCAUGUUUCUGCUGUCAUUCAAUCUUUCUUUCGUGGAUUCUUAUAGCCCAGAACCUAUUCUGCUGUUUCAUUUAGCAUAUUUUUCACUUCUUCCCAAUAUUGCUCUACAUCCUUAUCUUCUAUAUCUUGAAACCCUUGGUAUUGGUUGUGCAGUUAAUUUUAUCUUUAGCUAUUCAUGCUUUACAAACAACGUUAAAACAAUAAUUUUAUUUAAUGAAGAGCCUUUAUAAAUCAUUUUCUUUUAAUGUACAGUAGAAAUCAUCAAGCGUUGUAGAAACAGCGAUUACUGUCUUUCUUUGGUCGGGUAGCUCUUCCGAAUCUAAGUCUGGUCGUAUAAAUUUGGGCCAUUGUGAUUCAUCACUGCGCAACCAACUGGGUCCGUUCCACCACAGUUCCGAUUUUUUGAGGACCUCUGGGCAUGCUCCACGCGAUAGAAUAUCGGCCGGGUUGUCAGCAGUUCCCUCGAUUAUCCGAGAUAAUGUGAGAGGAGCAUACCUCGGAUAACCGAAAUCUCGGAUAAUACGGAAAAUAGAUACAUACAAAGGCUGUUUUAACUUUUAUGUAUGUAUGUUUUUAUGUAUUUGAAAACAACUUUAUUAUUAGAUAAAAAUAUAAAAUAUAAGAAUCAAUUGACGAAUGCACAUUAUUCUUUGUUGCAAACAUGCGUUAUUGGCUUAACAAAGUCAGUAAU
Molecule: messenger RNA, 3790 nt
Organism: Linepithema humile (Argentine ant)
Lineage: Eukaryota; Metazoa; Arthropoda; Insecta; Hymenoptera; Formicidae
Gene: Rexo5
Product: RNA exonuclease 5
Cellular component (GO): nucleus
Molecular function (GO): exonuclease activity; nucleic acid binding
Source: RefSeq, a predicted model, not a curated record